Loxodonta africana (African savanna elephant) is the source of this 3198-nucleotide messenger RNA. RefSeq names its product olfactory receptor 2T3-like. Gene Ontology annotation, cellular component: plasma membrane. Gene Ontology annotation, molecular function: olfactory receptor activity; G protein-coupled receptor activity. Gene Ontology annotation, biological process: detection of chemical stimulus involved in sensory perception of smell; G protein-coupled receptor signaling pathway. Bases 2109 to 3068 code for a protein of 319 amino acids. The record is from RefSeq and is a predicted model, not a curated record. Lineage: Eukaryota; Metazoa; Chordata; Mammalia; Proboscidea; Elephantidae. The transcript has a single exon.
UUCUGCUCCAAAAAGAAAUUUUUUUCAACUCUCCAAACUAUGUUAUAGGUGCAUUGAACCAUCUCUGGAAUACCCUCUGUGAAUUACUCUCCCUUCAGUGUCUCGGAGAAUGAGCUCUUCUCCUCUAGUUGGUGUAUACUCUGCCUAUGUAUUUAUUUAUUUUAUUGCAGAUAUAUGUGUCCAAAUUUAAUAUUUUGCAGUGUAGUAUUUGAUAAAUUGUAUCACACUGUAAUUUUGCUUUUUCUUUCAACUUUAUUUGUUGAAUUUUUCCAAUAAAUUGAUAUAUGAUUUAUUUACAUAUCCAUUUUCCUGUAGAUGAAUAUAUAGACAUUCCUCCUGUAUUUCAUGGUUCAUAAUAGUGUUGUGUUUUUGUUUUUUAAUGUGUUGCAACGUGCAUCCUUGUAUAGUCUCCCAGGGCAUACUCCUUGAAGUAAAAGUGCUAAGUAGAAGUGGAAUUUUAUGAGAUAUUACCAAACUCUUCCCCAAAAGUCUUGCAUUAAUUUGGUCUCUCACGUUCAUUUUCCCUUUUUCAUUUAUUUAUUCAUUUGACAGAUAUGAAUGAGUUAGAACUGUGUCAGGCAAAGAGCUAAUGUUAGAGAAUAAUAGAGAACAAAAUAGACACGUUUUGCCUUCCUAGUGUAGGAAAAUAAACCAGUAAAGAGUAAAUAAGAAUAUAUAUAAAUAUAUAUACAUACAUAUAUAGUAUGUUAGAUGAUAUAUGUUAUUGUAAUAAAAUAAAACAAUGGAGGCAGGUAAAUAAUAGGGAUAUAUGGUCCUGCAAUAUUAAAUGCAAUGGCGGAUCAGUCAGAAUGGCUCACGUUAGGUUACGCUGCUGCGCAAAAAUAAAUAACCCAGUGUUUAUUUCUUGACCACCUUGUGCAUCUGGCAGGGGGUACUGGAGCUCUGCUCACCCAAAUCUCUUUGGGACCAUGGAUAAUGAAGCACUUUGUUGCCUAUUUUGUCAUUUAUUUUCCAAAAUUUGUUUGUGUUUAUUGUUACAGAUGAACUUAAUAAACUGUUAAUUGAAGUAUAAUAUAUAAGCAGACUUUCUGAGUUUGGGAUCAAAUUAUGACGAAAGUAGAUACACAAUUAGGAAGCAGUCUUACAGUAACCAUGUUUUCCAUGUGAAUGUAAAGUGGGCUUUUCAAUCUUCCAGUUGGCAUGAAGAAGGGACUUGAACUGCAGAUAUAACCCUCCCUUAAAUAGUUAAUAUUGUUGAUAACACUGUAAAGCACCUAAAGCUAUCAUUGGAUGACAUAGGGUGGCACAGACAAAUAGGGUCCAAAUAUAAAAUAUGUUUGAGGGGAGGAGGGUUCUAAAUUGACUGUUAGUUCAAGUUCUGAUUAUAGUAGUUAUGUUCUGCAUGAUUCUGGCUUUCUGACAUUUAGGUGUAUUUUUACAAAGAAUGAGAGUUUUGUUCCUAAGUAUCAAAUAUGAAAAUAUGCUUUACAAACUGGAAAAAAUGAAACUGCUUAAAAAUGUAAAAUUUCCUCAUGACAAAGAUGGGGUUUGUGUUUUGAUAACUGCACCACCUAAUUGACAAUCAUAUUUGAUUCCCAUAUGUAUGUACCUUGAGUGGAAAGUUACUAUGUGACUGAGAAGAAAAAAAUGGAAAAACAACAGCUACAAAAAUGGUGGAUUAGGAGAGGAUUUUUAAAAAAGUGAGAGCUCCAGGGAAGAGUAUGGGGAAUGUGAACAACAAGAAAAAUCGAAAAAUUCUCUUUAGUUAAUCAAUGCUGUUUAUGCUUCCUCUAUAGUUUUCCAUAGUUGUAUUCAAAAGAAUGUAAGAAGGGGAACUUACCUCAAUUCCCUAACAUGAAGAAACGAAUGAUCUAAGCUUUGCUAACAUGUCAGAUGAAUUAAAACCAUGUCAUCUUUGCCUUAGAAUGGUGAAAGUAGUUGAUGGCUUCAACGUGUAGUUUGAUAAAGCAUAUUCUAGAUAGAAUAUUCAGGGUAUAGCUGGAAACUAUUUGCUGUAGAGAUUAGGAGUGUGAUUUUUCACUCCAAUUAACCAUCUCCCGGGGCGGGGGGAAUAUAUAUAUAUGUGAAAGAUUUAAAAAACAAUGUAACUUAUUCUUCUCUCCCAGGUGAAAACUGUAAGCUGAACCAUGUACUCGGGGAAUCAAACUUCAGAGAAUCAAACAUCAAGCACCUAUUUCAUCCUCAUGGGGCUCUUUGAUCAAACUAAAUGUGCAGUUUUCCUCUAUACCUUGACCUUUGUCCUUUUCUUGAUGGCCCUAACUGGGAAUGCCCUUCUCAUCCUCCUGAUCCACAGGGAGCCCUGCCUUCACACUCCCAUGUACUUCUUCAUCAGCCAGCUCUCCCUCAUAGACCUCAUGUACAUAUGUGCGACAGUCCCCAAGAUGCUCUUGGACCAGGUUACUGGAGAUAAUACAAUUUCCCACUUGGGUUGUGGGGUCCAGAUGUUCUCCUAUCUCACCCUCGCUGGAGCUGAGAUUUUUCUCCUAAGUGCCAUGGCCUAUGAUCGAUAUGCUGCCAUUUGCAGACCUCUCCAUUACCCACUGCUCAUGAACCAGAGAGUCUGCCAUCUCUUCAUGUCUGGAUGCUGGUUCCUGGGAAUGUUGGAUGGUUUGUUGCUCACUGCAAUGACCAUGAGCUUACCUUUUUGUCAGUUUAGAAAAAUCGUGAACUUUUUCUGUGAGGCCCCUGCCCUGCUGAAGCUCUCCUGCUCCAACACCCUCCUUUACGAGAUGGUCAUGUACCUGUGCUGUAUCCUCAUGCUCCUCGUCCCCAUCGUUAGUGUAUCUGGCUCAUAUGUUCUCAUCCUGCGCCUCAUCCACAGCAUAAAUUCAGCAGAGGGCCGCAGAAAGGCCUUUGCCACCUGCUCCUCCCACAUGGUGGUAGUGCUGCUCUUUUUUGGUGCUAGCAUAUACACCAAUAUGCUCCCCAGAUCCUACCACACAGGUGAGCAGGACAUGACGGUGUCUGCUUUUUACACCAUCAUCACCCCUGUGUUGAACCCGUUCAUUUACAGCCUCCGGAACAAAGAUGUCACAGGGGCCCUGAGGAACUUGAUGCUAUCAGGGAUGAGACCGAGGAAGUUUUAAUGUGAACACCUAGGAACCACCAUCUCCCAUUUCCCCGUCAUUUUCUCUCCUCCCAAUCUGUCCUCUCAUUCUUUCCCCUGCUUCCUGAGCCCCAACAUAAAGUCCUAUAAGAUACUCCCUCCCUCUCACU